Podarcis muralis (Common wall lizard) is the source of this 4578-nucleotide messenger RNA. RefSeq names its product MLX-interacting protein-like. NCBI's taxonomy places the organism in Eukaryota, Metazoa, Chordata, Lepidosauria, Squamata, Lacertidae. Gene Ontology annotation, cellular component: nucleus. Gene Ontology annotation, molecular function: protein dimerization activity; DNA-binding transcription factor activity, RNA polymerase II-specific; RNA polymerase II cis-regulatory region sequence-specific DNA binding. The record is from RefSeq and is a predicted model, not a curated record. Gene Ontology annotation, biological process: regulation of transcription by RNA polymerase II.
CAGGGCAGCUGCUGGGAAGAGGUAGAAUCCGCGUUCUCUUUUGUUCCUCUGCCGCGACGGCGGCAUUUUGGCACCUGUCGCGACUCUUUCCCGGCUGGGGUUUGCGCCGGCGGCGGCCCCUCAUUGCCAUGGCGGCGGCGGCGUUGCCUCUCGCGUGCUAAAGAUGCCCCGGGAGACGGCGAGGGAGGCAGCGAGACCUCUGCCUGGGAGGAUGUCGCGUCCGCAGAUCAUCCACAGCGGCCACUUCAUGGUGUCGGAGCCCCACGCCGACCCGGACCCCGAGGCGGCUCUGAGCCAGCCAGGCCAAGGCGCCCCGCCGAGCGCGGCGGAGCGAGCGAGAAGGGCCGGCUCCGCGCGGAAGGCCGCGGGCGGGAAGGCUGAUGACGGGGCCCAGCUGAUGACCUCCGCCGCCGCCGCUUACGACUUCGACACGGUGGACGAGGCCGCGUGCCUGUGCUACCGCUACGGGCCUCGAAGCAGCGGAGCCCUCAGCAUCGACCCUUCGCUCACGAAGCUCUUCAAGUGCAUGACGCUGGCCUACAGUGAGAAACUUGUCUCUCCCAAAUGGAAAACCUUCAAAGGGCUGAAACUGCUACAGCGUGACAAGAUUCGACUCAAUAAUGCCAUCUGGAGGGCCUGGUAUCUGCAGUAUGUGGAGAAGCGGCAGAACCCAGUGUGCAGUUUUGUGACCCCACUAGAGUGCAGUGAUGUAGAUGUGCACCGCAAGCCCGAGGCUGUCAUCAUGGAAGGAAAGUACUGGAAACGCCAAGUUGGGGUUGUCAUCAGGGAAUAUCACAAAUGGAGGUUGUUUUCCUAUACCCAGGCUUCAAAGAAGAUGGAUAAACCCGUCUAUGGUUCUGCUCAGGAAGCAGCUGAUGAUGUUCCAAGGGCAGAGCUGAAAACGGAUGGAACAGAUGCAUGCCCCAUGGACCUUGACCCCUUGCAUGACCUGGAUGCACUUCUGGACACCUUCAUUUCUAGCCGCAACCCUUAUGGUGGCCCCAACCUCCGUGGCCUUGCUCACCAGGGAAAUGCGGAUAUGAUCCAGCCCACCCUGACCCAACUGCACCCCAUCUUUGGGGAGGAGUUUAUGGACUUGGACCCCAUUCAAGAAUUCAUCACUUCCUGUCGUUCUCAGCCCACGAUCCAGGCUCCUGCAGUAACAGAUGCUAGUGCUUUGAACCAGUGCAACCCAGAUACACCUCUCAUUGCCCCUGGGACCAAGGAUCUCCCACCGCCUGGAGACUCUCUCAAUCCCAUUCCCAUCUCACUGGAUGUGGAGCCGCCUGUACCUUUGAAUGGACAGCAGACCUUCCUGCCAUUCUUCCCCACCUCCCCACUGAGGAUCAGCCCGCCGCCUGUCUCUCCCAUCUUGCGCAUGCAGCCUCAAACCACUUUGGUCUUCUCUGUCAUCACGCACACAGGAUCAGAAACAAAUUCUCCGUCUGUAUUUCGGGACACUUUUGCUGUGCCAGUCUCUGCUCCUCCACCCAAGGAUGGGAAAUGCAGACACCUGCAACGGAUUGCUCCAGCACCCUCCUCUAGCCAGCAGCCAGCCCUUCCCGGUGCUCCGCUCCCUUGCCUGCUUGCAACUGGUCCUGCCCCACUGCCCCUCACUCCAGUCAUGAACUCUGUACAGGUGUGUGGCGUCCCAAAGCCCCCUGCGAAUAUGCUGAACUCAUUCUCGGCAACGGUGAAGUCUCUUCCACUAGCCUCUGCUGCUGCUUCCCCUGACACUGGUACCAAAACCAAGGAGAGAGCUGAGGACAACACUCUCUGCAAACCCCAGGAAGUGGACAAAUGCUGUACUGCCAAGGGAAGUCGCAGAUCAACACUUACCUCGGCUGACUAUGCCCGCCGUAGGGUCAUCAGCUCCGGCUUCAACACUCUUGCCACUCUGGUGUUGACAGGACCUGAUCAAAGCAGCACUAAGUUCAGCAAAGCGAUGCUUCUGCAGAAAAGUGCGGCACAUGUGGAAAGAUUGCAGCAAGAGCGCCGACAAGCUCAGGAGACAGUUGAAAGACUACGUGGGGAAAUCAAAGAGCUGAGCACUGCCAUUGAUGACUUUCAGCGCCAGCUUCCACCUACGGGAGCUCCUGUGCUGCCACCACAGUCAGAUCAGGCUUCUCAACUCUAUGAAGAGUAUGUGCGCAAGCGCACCCUCCAGGACUGGCGCUUCUGGCUUUUCAGCAUGGUGAUUAAGCCACUCUUUGAGAGCUACACCAGGACAGUGAGCACAGGCAACGUCAAGGAAUUCUGCGACUCAGUGUUGAGCUGGUUGGAGCAGCACUGCACCCUGCCCAUCUUGCGCCCUGCUAUCUCUGGCUCCCUCCUGCAGCUAAGCAAGAUCACAUCCAUACUGACUCGGCCAACCCAGUUGCGUGAACAAGCCCUGCAAGCGGUAGCUGGCCCUCCACACUACAGGAGCAACAGCUAGGAUGAAGACCAGGUCCAGUGCUAUAUGGACAUCCUCACACACUACCAGGAAAGCCAGCAGCAGGGACCUCUAUCUCAGGAAUUCAUUUGCCAUGCAACAAAGAAGCUUAUGUUAGACAGUAUUGGGGUUUAGAUUGCCAGAGCAGAGAAUCUCUUGAGUAUUCAUUUUGGUGCUGGACACCUCUUAAUACUCUCUUUCUUUUUGCAGAACUUCAGGUAGUAGAGUGGGGGAUGUGGGGAAUAAGGCCAGAAUGCAGAUUUAAUUGCCAGAUGUAGGAUGCCAGCCAUGGCUUUAGCCUCUUUCAGAACUGGGGUGAAAGAUUAGCCGCAUAAGAAUUAGUGUGGCCUCCAUUUCCUGUGUUUUCCCACCAGAGGGCAGUGAAAGUGAUUCUUGCAGGCCUUCUCAAUACAUAGAGAGAUACUUCUUCUGUAUGAUUCAUGGCUUUGUUCCUCACUAAAUUUGAGUGUUUGUGGCUAAGUGUUGUCGCCCCCCCCCCAUAUGCAGUAUAUGUUGAUGGCAGAUUUUACCUAUGCAACCAUACCCAUGAACCCUUUCAGGGGUAUAGAGGAUCAAUUUCUCCCAUCUUUCAUUUUAGCUCGGAGAAGAGACCUUUUGUAGGACUGUGUAUUUUCUGCUAGAUCUGCUGAAUUUUUACAGGGGGUGGAAUCUGACUUCAGCUCAGUAUUUGAUGGUACAAUCCUCAGAGCAAAGAGUAUCAUCACACCUUCAGUCUACAGCACAGCCUAUGCCUGCCAUUCUCCAUCCCCUAUGCUCAUGUUUCUUUUCUCAAGUUACAUAUUAGCUUGGCGUGGAAUCUGGAGUUUAUUUAUGCACAACACAUCCUGUACUAUGUUUGCCAAACUUUGUUCUAGGCUCCCAGCUAAUGUACAACAACUCUUGACAUCUGACCACAAGGAGGUUGUGUGAUGGGGAAGACACCACCUUACCACUGAUAGGCAACCUGUUCUGUCUCCAAUACUGUAACUGUAUGAUUGCAUAACCUUCGGCAAAUAGCAAUACCUCAUUCCAAACUCCCAAGUUAGUCAUAAAGCUAAUGUCAACAGGAACAGGAGCCUAGCUGAUUAAACUAGGGAAAAGGCUUUUUUACCCUUUCCAGAGUUUUGAGUAAUAUCUGAAGUAGCUCUGGACAUUUUGGCACCUGAUAACAGAGAAUCCAAAUGUCACACCUCUAUCCCCCCACCCCACCCUCCCCCAGUUAACAGGUACAACCAUUGAAACUAGCAGGAACUGUGGUGGUGCAUAGAUCCUUUUCAUUCCUGAUGGGUAAGCUCUAUAGCUUUAUCUUUCAUUACCAGAUGAAAGCCUUUGAUGAUUGGAAAUUGUUCUAGCUGCUUGCGUACAAGAUACUCUAAUACUUAUGUGUCCAGAAAUACAUGAGAGAAAGAGUUGGAAGGGACCACGAGGAUCAUCUAGUCCAACCCCUUGCAAUGCAGGAAUCUCUCACCCAACAUGGGGCUCGUUGUUGAGAUCUGACCUAGGUGUGCGUGGUUUUCUUUUCUUUUUACUGAUUUAUUAUUUCUUCAUUCUGCUACAGGCCCAAAACUUUCAGCAACAAAACCAAAAAAGCUAUUCUAUUAUCCUAUAGGAAUAUAGUAAUAGUAUGGCAGUUUUCCAUCAGCCACUUUAACCAAGGAAUGGGCAACUGAUUGAUUCCCAUGGGAGACUCACCUCAAUAUACAAAAUCUACUUCAAGCCCAGGUGUGCUGUCAGUCUGUGGGAUGUUCUAUGUCCCUUUUCUGUACCUUUUUUACUCAUGAAUGAUGGUGGUGCUUUUUAAGAGUCUGCAUUAGCUGAAGGUAACCACUCUGCAUUUAUGUGAAGCUAAUGCACAAUACAGCUGACCCUUUCACUGUUCAGCAUGGGAGGUUUACUGCAGAAAAGACUUCCAGUGCUUGCUCACCUAGAUGUAGUUACUGAUAGCACUUUACUUCCUCCAGUCCUGUAGGAUUUCUUCAGUUAACGUGUAUUAAAAAAAGAAUGAGAGCACACAUGAAUUAUGAAUUCUUUCUUGAAAAAUAUUCAGUGGACCAUUUGAGAUUUCUUGUGUUUCUAUAUCAUUUUGUAAUUUUAGCACUAUUUCUGUAUGUUCCACAAAUGUCACUAAAAUACAUUUGAGUAAU